Molecule: messenger RNA, 880 nt
Organism: Caenorhabditis elegans
Lineage: Eukaryota; Metazoa; Nematoda; Chromadorea; Rhabditida; Rhabditidae
Source: the annotation of a RefSeq genome assembly
AUGUACUAUUUUGUGAUUUCUUCGUUUGUCUUGUCGUCUCUUGUUUCAACAAUUUUAACUGGAGGAUUUCUAGUCCUUUGUUUUAUUUUAUGGAGUCGGUUUAAACAGAUGAUAUUAUUUUGGUUUCUCACACAACUAACUUUUUCUGUAUUCGUUAUGUCAUUUCUGAAUGUUCUGAUAAAUGUUCCAGCAACGUUAUUUGCAAUGAUAACAGAGUCAUUUGUUCAGUCGGCUCCUUUCUUUUACAUGUCCUGUAUUAUUGAUUUCUGUCAUAAUUCUAUACUCUUCUCGAACUUGACAAUUGCAAUUCAUAGAAUGUUUGUAUUCCUUUUUGCAAAGGCUACGGGAAAAGUAUUCAACAAGAUCCAUGAUGUUGAGUAAUUGUAGAUAUGAAUAUGAUGAAAAGUUGAAGCAUUACUUUUUACAAUGCACAACACCAACAGGAAUUAUUAUACAAAGUGCACCUACCGUAAUCCAAGUUAUAGAAAUAGUCCAACAAAUUCUUGUGCCAAUAACUAUUUUGGCAGUUUACACUUCUGUAAUUAUUCGAAUGGUUUUAAUCAAGAAAUCUGCUUUGAAUAGUUAUGAAUUGACCAUUCUCAAACAAGCGAUUUUAAUAUUUUGUCCGUUCCAAAUCUCUUCAUCAGUCUUCCUUCUAUGCCAAACGGUGAAGUUCGAACUCGCGAUGGCUUUUAUGAUUAAACGGAUCAUCAAUACGGCAGAAAUUCUUGCUGGAGCUGCAACACCAUGUUUCUUUUUCUUUACUUCCAAAGAAAUGAAGAAGCUUGUUUCAGCACGAGUUGCUUUUUCGAACGGAACAAUCAAGAUCAAAUCUUUUGCAUCUAAUUCAGUUCUUCAAAAUAUGAAACAAACUUUGUGA